This is a messenger RNA of Stegodyphus dumicola, 4898 nucleotides long. RefSeq lists its product as uncharacterized. Gene Ontology annotation, molecular function: ATP binding; non-membrane spanning protein tyrosine kinase activity; protein binding. NCBI's taxonomy places the organism in Eukaryota, Metazoa, Arthropoda, Arachnida, Araneae, Eresidae. The record is from RefSeq and is a predicted model, not a curated record. Gene Ontology annotation, biological process: protein phosphorylation.
GGUCCUACUACGUGAAACAUUUACAUCAAUCGAUUGAAGUAACUUACCAUUGUUUUAUGCGCUAAAAUUGCUAAGAAUAUGCUUUGAGUAUUUAAUAUCUUCUGAAUAUACAUCUUUGAACAUUUCUGGUAACGAAAUUUAAUGAUACACAAGAUUGAUUUGAUGCAGCUACCCACCUUUCACAUUAGCAUACACAUAACUAACUGUACCUGUAACUACGUAUGUUUAAGCAAAGAAAUAAACAUUGAAGUUUUGCUUCAAAAGCUACAGAUCACAAAGUGAUGUUUUUUUUAUUCUUGAUUGUAAAUCCCUAGAAAACGAAAAAUGAUGGCCGAUUGAAAAGAAUUCACGCCCUUUAUCCAUCUUGGGGUGGUGCUGGCUUAGCAAGAAGGCGAAAGUGCCCUGGAAUGGGUGCUCAACAAGGGAAAGAGACCCGAUGCGGCAGUGGAUCCUCUGUCAGUAGCAAUCGUGGUAAACCGGCUAAACACUAUCAGAGAAGCAAAGCAUCUUCUAAAGAAUCAAGAUCUUCUCUAGCAGCCGGUAAUGUCUUUACUGAGCACAAUGAAGCCCUGUUGCAAAGCCGACCACUUCCUCAAAUUCCUGACAUUUCUGAUGACAUUCGUAAUUUACCACCACCACUGAAUGGCGCAUCGCGCUGGAUGUCAAAAGAUAAUUUACUAUCCCAAGAUGAAAAUGAUUCUCAGCUUUUUGUUGCUUUGUAUGAUUUUCAGUCUGGUGGAGAAAAUCAGCUGUCACUUCGCAAAGGUCAACAAGUCCGAGUCUUAUCAUACAAUAAAACAGGUGAAUGGUGUGAAGCACAAUCAUGGAAUGGUCUGGUUGGCUGGGUUCCCAGUAAUUACAUUACUCCUGUAAAUAGCCUUGAAAAGCAUUCUUGGUAUCAUGGACCUAUUUCCCGAAAUGCAGCUGAAUAUCUUCUUAGCAGUGGCAUCAAUGGCAGCUUUUUAGUGAGAGAAAGUGAAAGUAGUCCUGGCCAAAGAUCUAUAUCUGUUCGUUAUGAAGGCAGAGUGUAUCAUUAUCGAAUAAAUGAAGAUUCUGAUCGAAAGGUUUUUGUAACUUCAGAAUGCCCUUUCAAUACUCUAGCAGAAUUAGUGCAUCAUCAUUCAAUCCAUACUGAUGGGUUAAUUACUGUUUUGCUAUACCCUGCUCCUAAACGGAACAAGCCAACUGUUUUCGCAUUAAGCCCUGAACCCGAUGAAUGGGAAAUUGAACGUACUGAUAUUGUUAUGAAGCAUAGGCUUGGUGGUGGCCAAUAUGGAGAUGUGUAUGAAGCUAUUUGGAAAAGAUACAACAUGACUGUUGCAGUGAAAACAUUGAAGGAAGACACAAUGGCUUUGAAGGAUUUUUUAGAGGAAGCUUCUAUUAUGAAGGAAAUGAAGCAUCCUAACUUAGUUCAACUUUUAGGUGUUUGUACUCGAGAACCUCCUUUCUAUAUCAUAACCGAAUUCAUGCAGCAUGGAAAUCUUCUGGAUUUCUUACGCAGCACUACGCGUGAUAGUAUAAAUGCAAUCAUUCUAAUGCAUAUGGCUACUCAAAUCUCAUCCGCUAUGUCAUACUUGGAAUCAAGGUGCUUUAUUCAUAGGGAUCUAGCUGCCAGAAACUGCCUUGUAGGUGAUGGACAUCUUGUGAAGGUUGCUGAUUUUGGAUUAGCACGCUUAAUGAGAGAUGAUACAUACACUGCCCAUGCUGGUGCUAAGUUUCCUAUCAAAUGGACAGCUCCUGAAGGUUUAGCUUAUAAUAAAUUUUCUACAAAAUCUGAUGUUUGGGCUUUUGGUAUUCUUUUAUGGGAAAUUGCUACAUACGGAAUGUCUCCUUACCCUGGUGUAGAACUUACAGAUGUCUACCACAUGUUGGAAUCUGGUUACCGCAUGGAAUGUCCUGCAGGUUGCCCUGCCCGCAUAUAUGACCUUAUGAAGGAAUGUUGGCAGUGGGAACCUAAUGAAAGGCCAACUUUCAAAGAUAUUCAUGAAAUUUUAGAAAAUAUGUUUCAGAAUUCUAACAUAAUUGAAGAAGUGGAGAAGCAGUUAGAAAAAAAAUUGCCUUCGGGGAUGUCCAAGUCAGGAAGCAUUUCUUCAUCAAAAUCACAUUCAUUUAAUGAAAAAUCAUGUCAGAAUGUGGGGUCUGAGCUCGAUAAUAAUGUCAUGGCAUCUGAAAGUCAGGGGAUUUUUUCUGUUAAAUCUGUAUUCGUACAACUUAGCAGAUCCAGCCCUCGCUACAAACAUAUGCCAGCUCCACCCCCAAAACGAACGAGUUCUUUCAAGGAUAGCUCAUUUCCUGAUGGAUUAGAUAAAGUUGAAGAUGGUAUUUUUUUCAAAGAAUCACCUGAUGUGAAAUUUGAAGCUGGAGAAGACAUUCCUUCAUGUAACAAAAUCACUAAAGGAGAAUCUCAUGAGAGAAUAUCAGAAAAGGAAGAUUCUGGGGUUGCUGCUUCUUCAUCAGAUGCUUCUUCUAUUCAGCUAAAGAAAUCAAAGAAAAACAGAUCUCAAACUUCUUUGGCUGGUCAGAAAUCAAAAGAUACUCAAAAUGGGAAAAAGAAUGAAGCAAAAAAGGUUAGAGUUGCAGCUUUAGAGGUGCAAAAUGUAAAAAAGGCUAUCAGUCGUUAUGGUACCUUACCUAAAGGAGCUCGCAUUGGAGCUUAUUUGGAUUCUUUGCGUCAGCAUGGCUUACAUGAGGGUACAAGUUGUCCUCCAGAUGCUGUAAUGGAAGGAGAACUUGAAUGCUUACGUGAAAUUAGUGAAGAAGUUCAUGUUGAUCACAGGGUCACUGGUUCUGUGACAAAUCUGAGUCGACUAGAAAUAUCUAGUUCCAGGCAUAUGACUGGUAUGCGUUAUGGUUUAGAAAAUAAAUCAAUUAGGAAUUCCCAUAGAUUUUUCUUAAGACAAAAGUCUGAUCUCACCCAUAAUAAAGUUAAUGAUGUACUUGAAACAUUUUCCAUAACUGAGUCACAUCAUCUAAGGUCAAGAAAACCUAUCUUAUCCGAUCGGUUCUUUCAGAAUAAGAAAGCUGAAAAAAAGUCUGAAAGUUUAACUUGCAUUCGAGAACCAAUGGAACUUUUAGGAAAUGUUUCAAAUAUAUUUGUUAACAACACUACUCAUCACGCCUCGUGGGAAAAUGUUGUUACAAACAACUGUAUAGCUAAUAGUUUUGUGUUUGAAUCUGAAAGACUUGAUCGUGAUUUGCACAAGCACAAUUUAAAGAAGAGGGCAUUCACUAAACCAGCAGUAGGCAGAAAUCAGUUUUCCAAAAAUGAUAAUUCUAAACUCCUUUUUAAUGAGCCUAAGUCUUUAGGAAGCAAUAGAUCUGGAGACCCGGUGAUUGACAAAAAGAUCAAACCUUCUAAUCAUUUUAGAAGUCAGUGCAAUUCAAAACUAGCACCUGUUACCGAUCUUUCCGAUGAGAACUUGUUCACUGAAAGUGAAGAAUCUGUAAGUUCUCCCGAGGACAUUGAAAACCUUGCAACUGUUCCUCCUCUAGAUUGUAGAAGUGAACUUGAACUGAAUUCUCAGUCCACUGUCAUUGGAUCUGAAGUAGUCAUACCUGCCCCAGAAGGUUUCCAGAAUUCCAUUGGUGCUGAUGAAGAAAUCUGUGUUUCAGAACUGGCAAAAUUAAAUGUUGGAACUUGCAUUGAAAACCAUGGUGCUUUAGACAUUAAUUUGUCACAACUAAAAAAAGAUACAAAGGCAAUAAAAAGUACUCCAGUUAAAAAAUUAUCUGAUGAUAAUAGUGAAAUCGAAGAUUUGAAACACGAGCGAAGUAAAAGUGAUGCUUUUGUAAAUGAAAAGUCUGCCCUUUUAAAAAAGGAUACAUCUAGUCGUAGACACAGUGCUGGAAGUGUCAAGAACUUUAAAAAGUUAUUUGAAAAAGAAUUUGCUAUUUAUGAUAAAGUAGCAAAUGCUUCCGAUGAAAAUGGCAGUCCCGAUCUGGCAGAUGAUGAUGAUUCUUCAGAGGGUAAGGUUAGAAGCAGCAAAACACGAGUACAGAAACAAGCAGAAACUAAUUUAGAACAACCUGAUGCUUAUUUUACAGAUAUAAACAAUGGUCAGGAAGAAAAUGAUAAUUUAUUUUUUCCUCCACCACCUCCGCCAGAGGAAUUAGAGUUUGAGGAUGAAGUUAGACGACCAAUUUCCAAUAAUCAAAGAAAUGGAUCACCACCUCUAACACCUCCUUUCGACCAGAGACUUCCUAAAACAGAUAAUAAACAUUCCUUCCAAACUUCAGAUAAUUCCACUCAAAAUAUUAACCAGAUUGAAAUGCUACGUCCAGAGGAUUCAGAUCGGAGGAAUUCAAUUAUGGAAAUAUACAAGAGCAUGGAAGAUAUCAUCAGCCGGUUGCGGAACUCGUCGCAUAGCAAUGGCUCAAAAGUGAAUCAACUUUCUGAGAAAAUAAAUCUGUUUUGUUCUACAUGUGGAAUACACACUGCCAACAUACCAUCACAAGAACAGUACCAUUUUCGUGAACUCAUUGCCAUCUUAGAAAACCAAAAGGAACGUUUUCAUUCCUACUCGAGCAAAUGCUCAAGUGAUGUGAAAUUGUUAACUGAAAUUCAUAGCACAAUUAGGGACUUGAUAAAUGUUGUUCAAAGGUGAAAUUUUUAUACUAAUGAAGAAUGAAGAAUAUUUGGUGCAAUCGUUUUAUACCUAAACAAAAUGUCUAGUCUGCAUUAAAAAAGGCCUGUUUCAUGUGACCAUGUUAGUUUAUGUACUUAGUGAAUUUGUAAAUAUUCUUUAUGUGUGCUGAAUUUGUUGUUUGAUUUCAAAAAUCAGUCUCAGGACCAUUUUAUAGGUUCUUCUAAAAAGAACAUGCACUUCUUACUUGACCAGUCACUUGUGUGAUGUAAUCACCAUUAUUUGUAGAUAAACAUAAAUUUAUUCACAUUUUAA